This is a messenger RNA of Morus notabilis, 2391 nucleotides long. Its product is annotated as cysteine-rich receptor-like protein kinase 19. Lineage: Eukaryota; Viridiplantae; Streptophyta; Magnoliopsida; Rosales; Moraceae. Gene Ontology annotation, biological process: protein phosphorylation; carbohydrate metabolic process. The transcript is spliced from 7 exons. The coding region runs from base 48 to 2303 and encodes 751 amino acids. Gene Ontology annotation, molecular function: protein kinase activity; ATP binding; chitin binding. The record is from RefSeq and is a predicted model, not a curated record.
CAAAAAAACUCCUUAUCAUCUUCUUCACAAUCUCUCUCUGUCUUCUGAUGUACAACUCAGUGGCAAAAACAUGGAUAAGAGCUGGUUAUUGGUAUGUUGGCAGUGAAUCUCCUAUACCGGACAUAAACUCAGCUUUAUUCACUCACCUUAUAUGUUCUUUUGCCACUGUAAAUUCUUCUACUUACCACCUCUCAAUACCUUCUUCCGAUGAUCAAUAUUUUUCAAGCUUCACGACAAUAGUAAAGCGAAAAAAUCCGUCAAUCACAACGCUUCUCUCGAUCUGGAACGGUCAAGCGGAGACCUCAAAGGCCAUACUUGGUGAGAAAGCGAAUUUCUCAAUCUUGUCCUCAAUGCUUAGCAAGGCUUCAAACAGAAAGGCUUUCAUUGAGUCUUCAAUAAGAUCAGCAAGAAGAUACGGAUUCCAAGGGCUGGACUUGUUUUGGUUGUGGCCUAAUUCGACUUCGGACACAACCAACAUGGAAAUUCUCCUAAACGAGUGGAGAGAUGCUGUGAACUCCGAGUCUAGAAACUCAAGUCAGUCGAAAUUGAUGCUCACCAUGUCACUUCAUUAUGUGCCUGAUUUUGGAUCUUUUAGUUACCCAAUUGAGUCCAUAGCAAGGAAUUUGGAUUGGGGACAUGUUGUGGCUUAUGAUUAUCAUUUGCCUUCAAAACAGAAUGUUACUGGUGCUCAUUCUGCUUUAUAUGACCCCUAUAACAAUACCAACACUGAUUAUGGUAUAAGGCAAUGGUUGAGCAGAGGAUUUCCUUCUGAAAAAUUGGUUUUGGGAUUGCCUUAUCAUGGCUAUGCAUGGACACUUUUGAAUCCCGAAGAAAGUGAAAUUGGGGCAAAAGCUUCAGGCGUGGCUGUGACAGAAGACGGUUCGAUGAGCUACAAGUACAUCAAGUGGUAUACGCGGAGUUAUGGAGCUCAAAUUGUUUACAAUGCUACUUAUGUUGUGAAUUAUUGUGUGAUUGGAUCGAUGUGGAUCGGUUUUGAUGAUGUAGAGGCUGUGAAGGCUAAGAUUGCUUAUGCCAAGGAGAAGAAGUUGCUUGGUUACAAUGUGUUUCUGGUCACAAAUGACGACAAUUGGGCUCUUUCUCGCGCAGCUCAUGGGGAAGAAAAUGAGCAAGGAAACAAGAGGCGGUUAUUGCUGAUAAUCAUGAUUCCAGUUGCUAUAAUCAUAAUUUUGCUAUCAAUGAUUAUAUGCUAUGUUUCAUGGAAACCACUGAAAGCAAAAGUUUUAGGCAACUUAUCAUCAGCAAGGAAUGCUGAGAAUCUUGACAAUGAUGCUCCAAAUCCGCAAGUGUUCAGCUUCAACAAAAUCAAAAAAGCAACGAAUAAUUUUUCACUUGAAAAUAAGCUUGGAGAAGGAGGAUUUGGCAUUGUGUACAAGGGUAAACUGCCAAGAGGCCAGGAAAUUGCAGUGAAGAGACUAUCAAAGACGUCGAAUCAAGGAGUUGAGGAAUUCAAAAAUGAAGUUACACUUACUGCAAGAUUACAACAUGUAAAUCUAGCCAGAGUACUCGGAUAUUGCACCGAAAAGGAAGAAAAGAUGCUGAUCUACGAGUACAUUCCAAAACAUAGCUUGGACUUUUACAUUUUUGAUCCUAUCCAACGGCAUCAAUUAGAUUGGAAACGACGGGUUCACAUUAUUGAAGGGAUUGUUCAAGGGCUUUUGUAUCUCCAAGAAUACUCAAAUUUCACAAUAAUUCAUCGAGAUAUCAAAGCAAGCAACAUUCUACUGGACCAUGACUUCAAUCCCAAGAUAUCAGACUUUGGAAUGGCUAAACUCUUUAGGAAAGACGAACUUGAGGCAAACACAGACCGGAUUGUCGGAACAUAUGGCUAUGUUCCACCUGAAUAUGUACGGAAAGGAACGUACUCCAUGAAGUACGAUGUCUAUAGCUUCGGAGUUCUGCUUUCGCAGAUCAUCAGUGGAAAGAGGAACACGCAAUAUUACGGACCUAGUGAAAGUUUGCAUCUUUUACAAUAUGCAUAUCAAACGUGGGAACGCGAGAAAGGAGUGGAAUUUUUCGAUCCCUCACUAGACGAUUCGUCUUCGCAUUGUAAACUAAACAUUUGCUUGCAAGUAGCUCUACUAUGUGUCCAAGAAAAUCCAGAGGACCGGCCUUCAAUGUUGGACAUAUUUUCAAUGCUUAGAGACGAAACCAAGGCCAUUGCUACUCCAAAAAAGCCAGCUUUCACGGAGAAAAAUGUUGGGAAUGUGGAAAGCGCAUCCACAUCCCAGAAAGCGAGUUGUUCGGCUAACUAUUUUUCAAUUUCUGAUGUUGUACCGCGGUGAUUGUGCAGGCUCCGUUGCAGAAACUUAUGUCACAGAAACUAGUGUUGGUUUUUGUUAGUUAUUAUGUGUUGUGUAUAUGAAAGAAAAA